This is a messenger RNA of Leishmania major strain Friedlin, 699 nucleotides long. RefSeq names its product D-alanyl-glycyl endopeptidase-like protein. The record is from RefSeq and is a predicted model, not a curated record. Gene Ontology annotation, cellular component: cytoplasm. The transcript has a single exon. Gene Ontology annotation, molecular function: ligase activity. Bases 1 to 699 code for a protein of 232 amino acids. NCBI's taxonomy places the organism in Eukaryota, Euglenozoa, Kinetoplastea, Trypanosomatida, Trypanosomatidae.
AUGUUAUACAGCUCCAUCCGCUACGGCAGGAACUGCACCGGCACCAAUGAGACAGUGAAGCCACUCGGACCGUGCGUCACGCCGCUUGGCACCAUCCUCGGCGUCUUCAACGGCGUCUUUGGCUACAGCAACUGCAAUGACAGCUACGUGUCGACCGAGCUGAGGUACAUCAACCUGACGGUUCCGGAGCUGAACAAUGAGACAGGGCAGCUAACCUACAUCUCUAAGCAGUUCUACACGGGGCUGGCGUGGCAGUGCGUUGAAUACGCGCGGCGAUACUGGAUGCAGCGCGGAACCCCGCAGCCCGCGUACUUCGAUUCCGUUCUAGGAGCCGCGGACGUUUGGAACCUGACUUUUGUGAGGCUCCUGUCGAAUGCAUCGAUAACGCUGCCGCUGCGCAGGUAUUGGAACGGCGACCGCGUGACGGACAACCACCAGAUACCCGCCAUCGGCGAUAUCAUCAUCUACCCCGUCCAAGAUGGCGGCUUUCCCUACGGCCACGUCGCCGUCAUCGCGAAUGUGGAACUGUCGACGCACGGCGCCAUCUACGUGGCUGAACAAAACUGGGCUAACGCCGUGUGGUCAUCGCCGCACCACAACUACACCAGAAGGAUUCCUAUGUUCUACGACAUGCUGACCUCCACCAUCACGCUUGAUGAUUCAGAACAUCAAAUCAUCGGGUGGAUGCGCUACGGCUGA